Bactrocera latifrons is the source of this 1095-nucleotide messenger RNA. It is a transcript of the gene GstD11, whose product is annotated as glutathione S-transferase D7. Gene Ontology annotation, molecular function: glutathione transferase activity. The transcript has 5 exons. Gene Ontology annotation, biological process: glutathione metabolic process. NCBI's taxonomy places the organism in Eukaryota, Metazoa, Arthropoda, Insecta, Diptera, Tephritidae. The record is from RefSeq and is a predicted model, not a curated record. Bases 147 to 806 code for a protein of 219 amino acids.
UUCCACUCAAACACAAAGGACAAUCACACCAAAAGGRCGCGUGCAGUCGACACGUCGCGAUUGGACACUUCACGCUGGGUAAUUGCAUCGAUACGGUCGCCGUUGUGCCACACAAUAUUGUACAACAAUUGAGAGGUGGCGCCAAGAUGUCUGUGACACUCUACUAUCUACCGCCGAGUCCGCCAUGUCGCGCGGUUUUGUUGCUGGGCAAAAUGUUGGGCAUCGAUUUCGAUUUGAAGCUCCUCAAUAUCUUGGCCGGUGACCAGUUGAAGCCGGAUUUUUUGCAAUUGAAUCCGCAGCACUGCAUACCAACCAUCAAUGAUGAAGGACUGGUGUUAUGGGAGAGUCGUGCGAUUUUACAAUAUUUGACCGCAGCUUAUGGCAAGGAUGACWCACUCUACCCGAAUGAUGUGCGUGUUCGUGCUUUGGUCGAUCAGCGAAUUCAGUUUGAUUUGGGCACCCUGUAUGCGCGGAUGUAUGACUACUACAUACCAACUACAUUCUGGGGCGCGCCUUUAGAUGAAUCGAAGAAAGCUCGUUUAGCCGAAGCUUUCGAUUGGUUCAACAGCACUUUGAAGGGUCACGAAUUCGCYGCCGCAGAUCACUUUACAAUUGCCGAUCUCACACUGUUGGUUACCGUCUCACAAUGUGAAGCUUUUGGCUUCGACGUGAACUCCUACAAUCGUGUCAAACACUGGUUGCAGCGCUGCAAGGACCACAUGGCGCCGUACGACUAUGAGGAACUAAAUGCCAGCAAAGCGACUAUAUUGGCCGAUAUGUUUCGUGCAAAAACCGAGAUCCCAUAACUUGRAAGUCGAUUAAAAUAUUUGGCCAUUGUCAACUGAAACGAAAUAUUGGGUACUUUCUUGCUUUCAAAGUAACCAAAAGGUUUUGAAACUGAUUUAUGAUAACAAUAGAAAAGUUAAGGAAAUAUUUGCAAGUGAAAUUACAACAAAGUUUAUUCAGUAAAAUUAUUAUUUUUAUUUACUAUGAAAGCAGGAAUAUGCUCCAUUUCUCUUGUUUCUUGUAGUUCUAAUGUAGUACUUUAAAUCGAAUUGUGAACUUCGUAGUAAAAAUAAAAGACACUCUUGUAGU